Molecule: messenger RNA, 474 nt
Organism: Gamsiella multidivaricata
Lineage: Eukaryota; Fungi; Mortierellomycota; Mortierellomycetes; Mortierellales; Mortierellaceae
Exons: 2
Coding region: 1-474 (157 amino acids)
Source: RefSeq, a predicted model, not a curated record
AUGGCGACACCUGGCAGAGACGAGAAGCACGAGCAGCAGUGUCGGACCCAGUCGACGUCCAAAACGACCAAAAUCCCUUCUUGCCUCGACAAGAGGGUCGGUGAACGCUACAACCUGUGGAGGCACAUUCAGCUGUAUUACAAGAGCACCUACUCUAUCAUGAACGGUCAGAGUAUUGUCGUGUUCAUGACAGAUGAUAAUAAUGAAGAGCAAGCACAGCGUUUCUAUUCACUCUAUUGCAGUAGUAUAUACAUGCUAUCAUUCAGGGUUGAGCGUGAGGUAUUUGCAGAACUGCUGAGUCAGGAACGAUCCCCCUGGACACAUUACACUAGGCCCAACCUGCGCGACAGCUUUGUGAUGCGUCUGAACGAUAUCGCAGAAAAGCGGUCGAUAAGACUGGAUCCGACUCUACUGAUGUCUACUAGCCUGGAGUGCAUGAAUCGAGUCAUUGAAAGAUCGCGAUACCUUGUAUAG